Messenger RNA from Malus domestica (apple), 1359 nucleotides. RefSeq names its product probable xyloglucan endotransglucosylase/hydrolase protein 8. Gene Ontology annotation, cellular component: apoplast; cell wall. The record is from RefSeq and is a predicted model, not a curated record. NCBI's taxonomy places the organism in Eukaryota, Viridiplantae, Streptophyta, Magnoliopsida, Rosales, Rosaceae. Gene Ontology annotation, biological process: xyloglucan metabolic process; cell wall biogenesis. Gene Ontology annotation, molecular function: hydrolase activity, hydrolyzing O-glycosyl compounds; xyloglucan:xyloglucosyl transferase activity.
UUCCCAGCCUUCUUUAAGUCACAUUCAUAAGUCUGACAAUUUAAUGCACCUCUCCUCCUCGUCCUCCUGGAGAUCCAGCUGAAAGAAGCUCUCCCAUCCAUUGUUCUAACCUUAUUCAGAUUCUCUGUUCCAAAUUCUCGACCCGAAAAUGGAAAGAAGGGCGUCUCCGAUGCCUGUUCUUCUUUAUAUUGCAGCUCUCAUGGCUGCUUCUUGUUGUUCUUCAUCAGAGGCAGCUGCCCCAAAAAGUUCUUUCGAGGACAAUUUCGAUAUAAUGUGGUCUGAGGACCAUUUUACAACUUCAGAAGAUAAGCAGAUCUGGUAUCUUUCCCUCGACAAAGACACAGGUUGUGGAUUUCAAACGAAACAAAAGUACAGAUUUGGAUGGUUUAGCAUGAAGAUCAAGUUGGUCGGAGGUGACUCCGCAGGCGUAGUCACAGCUUAUUAUAUGUGCACCGAAAAUGGAGCAGGGCCAGAGAGGGAUGAGCUAGAUUUUGAGUUCUUGGGGAAUAGAAGCGGGCAACCUUAUCUGAUCCAGACAAAUGUGUACAAGAAUGGAACUGGAAACCGUGAGAUGAGGCACCAGCUUUGGUUCGACCCCACUGAGGAAUAUCAUACUUACUCAAUUCUCUGGAAUAAUCAUCAGAUUGUGUUUUUCGUGGACAAAGUUCCCAUAAGGGUGUUCAAGAACGAUGGGGAAGCAAACAACUUCUUCCCCAAUGAGAAGCCGAUGUACUUAUUCUCCAGCAUAUGGAACGCAGACGAUUGGGCCACCAGAGGUGGGAUUGAGAAGACAGACUGGAAGAAAUCACCAUUUGUGUCCUCCUACAAGGACUUCAGUGUUGAUGCCUGCCAAUGGGAGGACCCAUUCCCUGCGUGCGUCUCCACCACAACAAAAAACUGGUGGGACCAGUAUGAUGCCUGGCACCUAUCAGAUGCCCAGAAGAAGGAUUUUGCUUGGAUACAGAGAAAUAUGGUGAUUUAUGAUUAUUGCAAGGAUUCUGAACGCUUCCCAACAUUGCCAGUGGAGUGCCCAUUGAGUCCAUGGGAAUAAAAAUAUAUAUUGCCAAGUUUUGUAAUUUAGAGGUUAAGUCUCCGCGCAACAGAAAUGUUGUUCUUUGUGAUUGAAAAGAUACGGGUUUGAGUCGUGAAAACAACCUCUUUGCAAAACAAAAAUAAGGUUACAUACGAUAAAGGUUCCCUCCACCCUCGCAAAGCAAGCGGGGAGCCUGGUUAGUUUGAAGUCUCAUUUUUUAUUGUAAAGUUUUGUAAUUUCAAUUUUUGGUAAGGCACUAGCAUGUGCUUUUGUAGACCAUUUUUGUAUUUGGCGAUUGUAUUUUUAUGGAAUUUUAAUUCAAUUUU